AUGGAAACACUACCGAAUGAAAUUCUUCUUCAUAUUCUUUCUUAUCUUGAAUUGUUCGAUCUGUUAACGGGUUUUUGGUCGUUAAAUAUACGUUUCAAUUCUCUUGUGUGUUUAGCUCUUUCAAUAGGUGAUAAUUCAUUAAAUACUGGUCUUAUUAUUAAACAAGGUUUAUCUUAUAAUAAAUUUUCUUCAUUAUUCUUUGAAUUGAUUUUAAAUUCAUCAUCUCUUUCUUCUUCUAUUCGACGUAUUCAUUUUGAUGAAACAAAUUCAAUUGUUUGUGAUCUCAUUUAUGAAUUGCUGUUUAAUGGUAGAAAUAUUCUUCGUUUUCCUAAUCUCAAAUCACUUGUUCUUACUCGAUGUAUAUCAAUUGAACCAAUAAUUCAAAGCAUAUCUUAUCUUAUUGAAUAUCAAUUAGAUGAACUUACAUUAACAUUUGAUCAUCAAGUGUUCAUACGGGAUUUUUAUGUAGACGAACAUUUGUCAAUGGCAUCUGAUACAGGUAAUAAGUCGUUUAUUUGA
This is a messenger RNA of Rotaria sp. Silwood2, 519 nucleotides long. NCBI's taxonomy places the organism in Eukaryota, Metazoa, Rotifera, Eurotatoria, Philodinida, Philodinidae. The record is from the annotation of a GenBank genome assembly.